This is a messenger RNA of Gongylonema pulchrum, 522 nucleotides long. The record is from the annotation of a GenBank genome assembly. NCBI's taxonomy places the organism in Eukaryota, Metazoa, Nematoda, Chromadorea, Rhabditida, Gongylonematidae.
AUGGUUAGGGAUCCAUUCACCACCGACAAGGAAUGCGAUCGGAAUGAGUACGAUGAGAGCGAUCCAAAAUCGUGGUUCGGGAUAUCGCCUGGUUCGAACGUGCUCAAUGGGAGAUAUCCAUCUGCGAAACCGUUCGUAGAGAAACUACAGCAUCAGGAAAUCGCUCUACUGGAACGGAUGGUGGAGGAGCGAGAAGCGCGUCGCAAAGCAAUACAGCGUGAGGUUUUUCAAGAGUUUGACGGGAAUCUGCAAAAACACAUGGAAAAAUUGCAGUUGCAGGUAAUUAAAUUUUUGCUGCAGUCACCUUCUUUUUUAUGUGUUUUUUGCAGCUAUGCAAUGCGAAAACCCAUAUUGACGAGAGGUUUUCUGUGUGUGUGUUUGUGUGUGCGCUGCGCGUCUGUACCGAUUUUUCACCUCGAGGCCCACAAAAGCUACAGGGCUGAAACUUCGGGGACUUUAUCUACAUGCGCGUACGGACCCCCAUCCCCAAAAUGGGGAUGGGGGUCCGUACGCGCUUCAUAG